Molecule: messenger RNA, 2355 nt
Organism: Coccinella septempunctata (seven-spotted ladybird)
Lineage: Eukaryota; Metazoa; Arthropoda; Insecta; Coleoptera; Coccinellidae
Product: P-granule-associated novel protein 1-like
Exons: 3
Coding region: 207-1001 (264 amino acids)
Molecular function (GO): protein binding
Source: RefSeq, a predicted model, not a curated record
ACGAGUAUAGCAUCGCAUUAAUCGAACCUAUUAGAAAAUAUUCUGUUUGACAUCAGUAUGCCAUCAGGCACGUUCGCGGACAUCAAUCAACGCUCAAUUGUUUUAAAAUUGGCGCCAUUUUGUGUGACGUAGGGUCGUUGAUAAAUCAAUGUUAAUGAAGUUAUUAGGAAUCCACGCUGUUCUAGUGCCUGUUGUCACAACUUAAAAUGGAUAUUCAUUACGUGAAUUUGGUGAUUUUAAUACUGAGCUGUCAAAGGGUAACAGCCUCGGUGAAAGGAAACUCGAACAAUAUUUCCACCGAACAAACUAAUAACGAAGAGGUCAGUUGGAGUGGAAGACAACUUACGGAUAUUCCCAGAGGCAGCUUGACUAUAAAACAACUGGAUUUGGCAUACAACAAUAUUCUGGUCCUUCCACCGAACGUAUUUCAGAACAAAUCAUACAGAGACCUGGCAGUUUUGGAUUUGCACGAAAACAGUUUAUUCAACGUAAGCGCAUCGGCUUUCAAAGGAAUGAAGAAGUUGCGAAGUGUUGAUUUUUCCUAUAACAACAUAGAAGAUCUGGAUACUUACACAUUUGAGCAAAGCAGAAAAUUGGAAAAGCUCGAUCUAACUAGUAACAGAAUUACAUUUACAAAAUCCAAAGUGUUUUUGGUGUCUUCCACCAUGAAAACCUUAGUAUUAACAAAGAACAAUAUAGACGAACUAUAUGAACUCACAUUUGUCGGCUUAAAGCAUCUAACUAAUCUUAUUUUGGAUGAGAACACCCUGAACAAAAUACAUCCAAACUCUUUCAAACCUUUGCCUGAUUUACAAUUCUUGUCAUUAUCGAAUACAAGGGUUAUGCAUUUGGGUGCUUCCAUGUUUACACAAAUACCAAGGGUAAUGAAUAUAGAAUCAACCCCUUUGGCCAACACAUUCAACCCACCCUUGACGAGGAUAAAAAAGGAUCAGGUGACGAAUUUGCUCCGAGCAGAAGAAUACUAUAGAUUGGUAGAAUAACAUUGGCAAGUUGAAGAAAUCUCAAGUUUUAUUGAGAAAAAUACAGCUGCUCACUCCAAAAUGAGGGUUGUAGUGUUUGAACUACAAAUCAACAGAAUGGACUGGCUGGUGGGUGUCAAUUUUCUGAAAUGAAAAUUGGUGCGCGAUGUCGAGAGUGAGAGUUUAUGUUAAGUAUUACUGUGUAAAUAUUUAGAUUUAGGAAUAAUGUGUAAAUGUUUAAUUUAUAAAUUAGAAUUGAAUCUCCAUUCACCAGAAACGCCCAACUGAAUUGAGCUUUUGCUAAUGAACAAUCAAUAAGAAUUAUUAGCAUCUCUUCCAAUUUAUAAGAAUAUUUUUCAUUAGAGGCAUUGAAGAUAAUUUGAAGAUAAAAUAAAAUAAAAACUGAAUUACAGGAGUUAAUGUUCCGCUAUCGCAGUAUCAUCUUCAGGUUAGUGAAAAACAUGUUAUUCAGUUUUUAGGUUAAUUAUGGAUUUUCAUCAAGUAUCGGCCAUAUGAAUUCAAUAUUUGAAUUGACUAGAGUUCCUGUGUGUGUUGCAGAUACAAGAUGUACAACAGAGUUCUGUAAAUGAAACUUUGUUUUGGAAAUCAUAAACAAAAGGGGCAGUAUCUAGAACAAAGUUAUUAAAUUGUUUUAUAUUGAUUACGAAACUAAAAAUGAAAAAUUUUAAUAGAAUAACACUACUAUAAAUGUACGUCGAUAGAUUGAUGAAGAUUUUAUUUUUGAAUAAGUAGGUACAUGAAAUCCCAGCACAAGCCCAAUUAUUCAGGUUGAGCAUGCUGUACGAACAAUUUUUAUGUGGAUUGGGGGUGACAAUUAUGUGUUAUAAGUUGAUUACAACUGAAAAAUUACCUGCACUUCGGGAAAAUAGGUAUGAAUAGUUGGGCGUUAUUGACUAUGAGUAAAAUUUCUGGGUGCACAUAAAACACAUAAUCAAUGCUCAUGUUUUCAACUUUAAUUUAAUAGCUAACAAUUUUAACUUUAAUGCACACUGAUGAUUUACUUAAAAAGUCCAUAUUCUCAUCAAUAGCCCCUACAUAAAACAGUAGCGGCUAUUGGAUUAUUCAAAAUCUGAUCCUAAUUAUUGAUUGAAUGGAGUCUCAAUCAUCCAAUAAUAAUGACUGUUUUUUUAAAUUCCAUUUCUGGAACUUUUUCGUCACUUUUACUCAUAUCAAGAGAAAACCACUUGUAUAUAGUUGCUAAUAUUUAUUCAUAAAUUUCUCCACUUGUAGUUCUGUUUUUGAUAAUAAUUUUAUAACGACAGCUUUAGUAUAUUUAACCAAUGAUGAAUUUGUGAUUGAUUUCUUGUUAUUUAUUAGAAGCUUCAAUAAAACAUAAAUAAAGGGCUUUAAAGUA